AUGGGCCACAAAGUCUCCGUUGUCAAGGGUGUCAAGUCGGGAAAUUUCUACGAGCAAGGAAACGCCAUCAACGAGAUUUGGGUAGGGGACGUCGAGAUCAUCUCCAGACUGCCCUUUGGUGAUUCCGAUAUUGGCCAGGCUGGUUGGCCACCCGGCAACUGGCCCAAGAUCCCCUGGCAUCAGUUCAUCAUUCCUUUGAGACGAGACCUCAACACGGUCCAGUGCAGCAGUCUCGAGUGUCAUUCGGACUCCAUUGCAAAGCUUUCGGCAACAUACGAAACCUCGCUUCUCUUAACAUCCCUCGUCCUUCUGCCAGCAGUCGUUCUCAGUAUUCUCCUCGUGUUGAGAUACAGACGAGCUCGUUUCUCGCGUCGUCAAUACCUGGAAACGGAAAAGGUCCCGGCCACCUCGUCUGCAUAA
This is a messenger RNA of Penicillium cataractarum, 420 nucleotides long. RefSeq lists its product as uncharacterized. The transcript has a single exon. The record is from RefSeq and is a predicted model, not a curated record. Lineage: Eukaryota; Fungi; Ascomycota; Eurotiomycetes; Eurotiales; Aspergillaceae. Bases 1 to 420 code for a protein of 139 amino acids.